GCACUUUUGAUAUAAAAAAAAAAAAAAACACUUCUCAAAAAUAAGUAAUUUUGGAAGCUUGGCCAAAUAGGCUAUAGACCUUCAUUUCCAAGAGUGAAUAGAAGAAGGCAGUCCCUUAGAGAAGUGGAAGAUGUUUGAUGAUGAGCGUGAAGACUAUCUCUCCAGUGGUGGUUUUGAGUGUAACAUUUGCCUGGAUCUUGUGCGUGAUCCGGUGGUUACCUUGUGUGGUCACCUAUACUGCUGGCCUUGCAUCUACAAGUGGAUUCACUUACAGAGCAGCCCUUCCGAAAAUCCAGAUCAACUGAGCCCACAAUGUCCUGUUUGCAAGGCCGAAGUUUCACAAAGAACCUUGGUUCCACUCUAUGCCCGCGGCCAAGCUACAAAACCAUCUGAAAACGACGUUCCAAGUGAGGGUAUAGUCAUACCACAAAGGCCUCCAACUCCAAGAUGUGGGGUCCACACGCCGAUAGCAACUACUGAUUCACAUCCAUCCCAACAGAACCCUCGAUCACAUCAGUCUCAUUCUACCAGCAGCUACAUGGCCCCACCAAUGCUCAGCGUUGGUGGCACGACGACAAAUGUGUUACAUCCCAUGGCUUAUGCACGGGUUUCUAGAAAUUCAUCACCGACGUUGUAUACAUAUCCAAUUAACUCAUAUCACCGGGCAGGCAGCGGUAGUUUGAGAAUGAGAAGGCAACAAUUACAUGCUGAUAAAUCACUUGGCAUAUUAUAUUUUUUUCUCUUCUGUUGCGUAGUGAUAUGUCUUAUCUUGUUGUGACGACUUUUACUGCUAUAAUUCCGUAUGUACUUUGUAGAAAUAUGUACUACUGUAGUGGAUCAUCAACAUGCAAGCUUGGACCUAUAUGAAAUU
This is a messenger RNA of Lycium ferocissimum, 871 nucleotides long. Its product is annotated as E3 ubiquitin-protein ligase RMA1H1-like. The transcript has a single exon. Gene Ontology annotation, biological process: ubiquitin-dependent protein catabolic process. Gene Ontology annotation, molecular function: ubiquitin protein ligase activity; ubiquitin-like protein conjugating enzyme binding; metal ion binding. Lineage: Eukaryota; Viridiplantae; Streptophyta; Magnoliopsida; Solanales; Solanaceae. Gene Ontology annotation, cellular component: endoplasmic reticulum. The record is from RefSeq and is a predicted model, not a curated record. The coding region runs from base 131 to 778 and encodes 215 amino acids.